CAUGUUCUCUCUGGACCAGUUUCUCCAUCAUCAGCACCACAACCAUCCUCCUCCUCUUCCUCCUCCUCUGUGUGUGGAGAGAAGCAGCAGCAGACUCCUCUUCAGCCUCCUCUUCCUCCUCCUCGUCUGCCUCCUCACACUCGCUACUGGUGUUUUUUAAAAAUGUCGGAGGAAGAACCAAACAUGUCGACAGGGAGGAAAUCAUUGUUAAGUGAAAACACGCUUUUUGGGAUGGGAAACCCCUUGCUGGACAUCUCAGCUGUGGUGGACAAAGAUUUCCUUGACAAGUUUGGACUGAAGCCCAACGACCAGAUCCUCGCUGAAGACCGGCACAAGGCCUUGUUUGAGGAAAUCGUCAAGAGGAACAAAGUUGAAUAUCACGCUGGUGGCUCAACCCAGAACUCAGUGAAAAUUGCUCAGUGGAUGAUCCAGAAGCCCCACAAGGUGGCCACCUUCUUCGGCUGCAUCGGCACCGACGGCUUCGGGGAGAUCCUGAAGAAGAAGGCCGAGGAGGCCCACGUCGACGCCCACUACUACGAGCAGAACGAGGAGCCGACCGGUACUUGUGCCGCCUGUAUCACCGGAGACAACAGGUCCCUCGUUGCUAACCUGGCAGCGGCAAACUGCUACAAAAAGGAAAAACACCUGGACUUGGACGGCAACUGGGAGCUGGUGAAGAAAGCCAAGGUCUAUUAUAUUGCGGGAUUUUUCCUGACUGUGUCCCCGGAGUCGAUCCUCAAAGUGGCGAAGCACGCUUCAGAAAACAACAAAAUCUUCAGCGUCAAUCUCUCUGCACCUUUCAUCAGCCAGUUCUUUAAAGAGCCGUUGAUGAUGAUCAUGCCUUACGUCGACAUCCUGUUUGGCAACGAGACGGAGGCGGCCACGUUUGCCAAAGAGCUGGGCUUUGAGACGGAUGACAUUGCAGAGAUCGCCAAGAAGACCCAGAACCUCCCCAAGGCCAACGGGAAGAGGCAGCGAGUGGUGGUCUUCACUCAGGGCAAGGACGACACUGUCGCCACUGUUGGUGAGAAGGUGACCACGUUCCCGGUUUUGGACAUCGACCAGAACGACAUCGUGGACACCAACGGGGCAGGAGACGCCUUCGUGGGAGGGUUCCUCUCGGCGCUGGUCCAGGAGCAGCCGUUGGAGGAGUGCAUCCGGGCCGGUCACUACGCCGCCAACGUCAUCAUCAGACGCGUCGGCUGCACUUUCCCAGAGAAGCCCGGCUUCCACUGAUGCAGCCGAGCUCCGCUCAAUUGUCGUUUCCAUAAGCUAUCUGGAUAUGUUUGCCUCAUGUGGAGUUUUCUAUUUACAGACUGCAUGGGACUAUGUGCCUCAGGUUGGUUAUUUUGUCAAGCUCGAAUAAGCAGCUCACAUGUUCUAAGUCAGACACUGUGUUCAUAUCAAAUGUUGGGAUAAUAUUGUCAUAUUUAAAGGAGCAUUCCACUGAAAGUAUUAAAAUACCAACGCCCGUUGGCCUGAGAGGUGGAAACUUUACUCCUUCAGCAUAAUCAAGAAGUACAUUAUUCAGCAUCGUAGGUUAAAAAAGUUUCCACGGAUGUGUGGCUCUGAAAAGUCGGAUUCUAGCUCCUUCGUGUAGGAGUUACAAUCAUUAAACACCCAUUGAAAUUUC
Molecule: messenger RNA, 1633 nt
Organism: Pleuronectes platessa (European plaice)
Lineage: Eukaryota; Metazoa; Chordata; Actinopteri; Pleuronectiformes; Pleuronectidae
Gene: adkb
Product: adenosine kinase b
Exons: 11
Coding region: 163-1236 (357 amino acids)
Biological process (GO): purine ribonucleoside salvage
Cellular component (GO): cytosol; nucleus
Molecular function (GO): adenosine kinase activity
Source: RefSeq, a predicted model, not a curated record